AAGGAACUCUCCGACCCUCAAUUACAUUUACAAUUUAGGAAUUUACAACUCUCUCUUUCUCUCUCCAGAUUCAUCCAUUUCAUUCCAACUUUCCAUCUAACAACUUCACUUAAUCUCACAAUUUCCAUCUUCAAAUUACCUCAAUUUCCCCCAAUUCAACGAGCAAUUAAGUAGAACUAUAACGGCCGAAAUUAAACUUCUCCACGCGAUCGAAAACUCCGAUCUUCCACAAAUUCGACAUGCAAAAAUUGUGUAAUUUAAGCUUCACAAACUUGGAUCUUCUUCAUAUUUGAACCAGAAUUCUGAAUUGCAGAAACCGUGUAAGAAGUUUCUUAGCAGGAAAAUUGAAUUGAAAGGGGGGUGUUGAAUUAAUAAUUAUCGGUGCCGGAAUCCGAAAAUGGGGGUGAAGCAAGCUAUAAAGAAACUUGAUGCAUUUCCUCGUGCUGAAGAGCACUUGUUGCAGAAGACACAAUCAGGCGCUAUUGUGUCUAUCAUCGGCCUGGUUAUUAUGGCAACUCUGUUUAUACACGAGCUUAGAUAUUAUUUGAGUACAUAUACAGUUAAUCAGAUGUCCGUGGAUUUGAAGCGUGGUGAAAUACUCCCUAUACACAUAAACAUGACGUUCCCUUCCUUGCCAUGCGAUGUUCUUAGUGUGGAUGCUAUAGACAUGUCAGGAAAGCAUGAAGUGGAUCUUGAUACAACUAUAUGGAAACUUCGCUUGAGCAGUGAUGGCCAUAUCAUCGGAACCGAAUUUUUGACUGACUUGGUGGAAAAGGGGCAAGCCCAUGACCAUGCUCACAGCCACUCGCAUGGCCAUGCUCAAGAUCAUGAACAAAUUUUGACAGGUCAUGACAAUCAUAAGCAGGAGGAUUCGAAAGAUCAGCCUGAUCAUAAAGAUGAGCAUGGUGAUCAUAAAGAUAAGCAUGAGGAUUCAAAACAGAAAAUUCAUCUACAAAGCUUUGAUGAAGACACUGAAAACAUGGUAAAGAAAGUUAAGCAAGCAAUGGCAGAUGGAGAAGGAUGUCGGAUCUAUGGUGUUUUAGAUGUGCAAAGGGUUGCUGGGAACUUUCAUAUCUCAGUUCAUGGACUGAACAUUUUUGUUGCUCAGAUGAUUUUUGAUGGAUCUAAUCACGUGAAUGUCAGCCACAUGAUUCAUGAUUUAUCAUUUGGCCCAAGUUAUCCUGGAAUUCAUAACCCGCUUGAUGGGACUGUUCGCAUUUUGCGUGGUACAAGUGGCACUUUUAAAUACUACAUAAAGAUUGUUCCUACUGAGUACAAAUAUAUCUCAAAAGAUGUGUUACCUACCAACCAAUUUUCCGUCACAGAGUACUUUUCACCUAUGAAAGAUUUUGAUCGAACAUGGCCAGCUGUCUACUUCUUGUACGAUCUAUCACCUAUCACCGUAACAAUCAGAGAAGAACGCCGCAGUUUUCUUCAUUUCCUCACACGGCUUUGUGCUGUGUUGGGGGGUACCUUUGCUUUGACAGGAAUGCUAGAUCGCUGGAUGUAUAGGCUCGUUGAGAUGGUGAUGAAGCCAACUAAGAGGGGUGUUAUCUAACUGGAAUCCAAUGUUGAUUAUGUGAACAUCAUAUGCAUCUUUAGUUGAUCGAUUAAUGAAGUGGAGCCUUUCUACUGUGUCAUUUUAUACAAAGCGGGGAAAGAAAUGCAGAUCAAUUCCUUUUCAUAUCCUCCAAUCUUCGAGUGACGUUUGUAAUGAUCAGCUGUAAGAACGGGUCAUUGUUAUACAAAAGGUUAUGCCAUGUCCACAACCGCCCUUUAGUUUCUUCAGAAUUACUACUAUUCCGAAUUACUACCAUGUUUCAGGCUUGUAUUGUAGCAUUUGUAACGAAAAUUUUGGUAUUGAUGGUGAAAGCGGAGUAAAGGUCAGAGUAGGUUUUCCUAGUGAUAUUAAUCUUAUACUAUAUGAUUGUUGAUCCAAACAAAUUUAUAAUAUAUGUGUUGUGAGAAAUAGAGAUAGAAGUUAUGCAAAUAUAUCAGAGAGUAUUGUAUAUUGCAUUGA
Molecule: messenger RNA, 2020 nt
Organism: Beta vulgaris subsp. vulgaris (sugar beet)
Lineage: Eukaryota; Viridiplantae; Streptophyta; Magnoliopsida; Caryophyllales; Amaranthaceae
Exons: 12
Coding region: 398-1558 (386 amino acids)
Cellular component (GO): endoplasmic reticulum; COPII-coated ER to Golgi transport vesicle
Source: RefSeq, a predicted model, not a curated record